ACGGCCCUUAACCGUAACCUCAAUUGUAACGAAGCCUUUAGUGUAAUAUAGGCUUUAGUUUUGCGUUAUCAACGCGAAGCGAGAGAUGUAAGAUGAAAACGGCUACAAUCAGCUACAAUCGGAAAAUGGCGUCGUCAAGUACCCAACGUUGGAUGGUGGACUCUGGAAUUCUACGUAAAAAGAAUAACGACGAGCAACCGCAGGAGCUAUUGGUCUUCGGAUAUAGCUGCAAAUUGUUUCGCGAUGAUGACAAGGCGAAAAUGAUUGAUCAGGGAAAGCAUUUGAUACCAUGGAUGGGCGAUAACACGUUGAAGAUAGACAGGUCCGUUUCCAUAACCUAGACCAAUUUCUCAUAUAGAAUAUUUGUUCUUGUGCGAUAAGAAACAAAAAAAACGCAUCGUAAAUAUGUUACGUUUUUGGCAAACGAUCAACUCAGAUGAAAAUGAUAUUCCGAAAGCAAAAAAAUCUAUCGAAAUGAGUCAAGUGUUGCGUUUGAAAGGAGAUAGAAUUCGUAGACCCAAGGGCCUCCUUCUUCAUCGUUAAUGUUUGGAUAAGCAAACUGGAGACUGUUUAAGGCUUCCGCAGGUGUCUCGGCUGUAUCGAACGUGCCGAACGUGUGGCAGCGCGAUAUUGCGCUCUGCACGGUCGCAGAAUCAGAUGCUCUCACGAUGCUUAUGGUGCUUAUGGCUGACCGUCUGAGCAGCAGCAAGAUACGAUGGACGGGGCGCACUGGGUGACCUACGGGUGUACGAGCCACCGACAGGUGGUUUUGAUCAACGGACCAUACUCACCGAGGAGGAGCUGAAAAUAGAACAACUCUGUGACGAGGAGCGGUAUCGGUCUCUUUACAACAAUGAUGAGGACGAAUCCAUCUAUCAUGAAGAAGAAAUGAGGAGGCUGCAUCAAGCGCUAGACUCUGAAUCGUAUCAUCAAGUGGGAUUUAAUUAUAAUGAGGACGAGAAUGGUCACAAAGCUCCGUGUGAAGACUCGCAAAGUCCGAAACAGUCGGAGGGUUCGCAGGAAGAGGAUCAAGCAUUUGUCCCACCUCCUGAACUGGAAAUCCCAGAAGGAAUGAUUGUGCCGGAAACUCAAAAGUUGAAUGCCAUUAUAACGAAAACGGCAUUGUUUAUCAGUCGGCAAGGAAGCCAAAUGGAAAUUCUGAUAAAGGCGAAACAAGCAAACAAUCCGCAGUUUGCGUUCCUAUCGAUAGACGAGCCACUUCAUCAGUAUUAUAGAUAUGUCCUCGAUGCUAUCAAGAGUGGAAAAUAUAAUCCCGAAAAACAACCUGAGAAAGAAGAAUCAGAACCCGAGGAAGAGUCCGAUGCAGAUGACGAGCCGUACCUACAUCCAAGUCUCGCGCCAUCGUUUACAAAGAUCGAAGCGGCACCUAGUAUACCGAGCAUACAAUAUAAACCAUCAGCGGAUUGCGCGUAUUCCAUGCUUGUGAACAAGAUCACGGGGAAGCCGCCGCCAUCUAAGGUGCCGCAAACAUUAGACACGACAGUUCAGCUGAUGCCGUCCGCUGGAUACUACCAUCCGAUGCCACAACAGAAUUAUUCUUAUGCCACUCCUAUGCAAUACUCGCACGGUCCAGUUAUAUACGGGCCAAACGGACAGAUUCAAUCAUCCUCGCAGCUCAACGUGCCGAGCGUACCAUUGUCGAAUGAUACGACCGUGAUACAAGCUUCAUCACCAAAGGAUACGCCGUCGCCAUUGGUACCGUAUGGGAUACCUUCGCAGAAGCCACUCAGCAGACCCUCCUUUAUUGUGCCACCAGCAGAUGUGCAAAUCAUAAUCGACAAAAUGGCGAGUUAUGUGGCGAAGAAUGGCCGUGACUUCGAGACGAUCGUCAAGAAUAAGGGCGACCCCAGAUUCAAUUUUUUGGAACUGUCACAUCAGUAUCAUGGCUACUACGCACACAAACUGACGAUAUACGAAGGCGCGAUAAAUCCCAAAGUACUAACAGAGGAGGAGUUGUUGCAGAAGCAAGAGCCGCAAGAAGAGAAACAGAAGAAGUUGGAAGAGCUGCAGAAGAAGCAACAGAGAAUGGAAGAAGUACAAAAACGCGUGAAGAUGAUACAGGCGAAGAAGAAGGGUGACCCAGCGAAGGUGAAACAAAGCUCGCAGGGAACGAAGCAGAUCACGACCGUUUCGUUUUCCAUCAAGAAGCCGAAGGAUGGGGAAAGUACAGUGAUUGAGAAGAGAAACGCAUUACCGUUGGAGGAAAGCGAUGAAGAGAUGGACAACGAUAAGAAGGACGCAAGCUCUAAGCCCGGGUCUCCUCAGGAUGUCAUGGAUACGAAUUUAUCUUCAAACGCCGUUGACAAAGAUCCGUCGAAGUCUGAGAAAAAAUUAAAAAGCGACGACAAGGAGCUGGUGGAUUUGACGGACGAUAUUCUCGAAGAUUGCCAGAAGGAGAUCAGACACAGACAGGCAGAGGACAGAAUUAAAGACAAGCUGGUAGCGGCUGCAAGAGAUAAGUUGGCGGCUACUUCUAGGGAGAAACAAUUGCAGCUUGAAAGACGGAAAAAAGCUGCCAUGUUUCUUAGUCAGAUUCAAGCGCCAGCGCUCAAGCCUAGCUCUGUCACGACGAAUUCGAGCUCUCGCAGAGAUGAUUUGGACGAUGUGCGUUCCGUGCCAUCACCGUCGCUGGAGGAUAACAACAGAUCACAGGAUAUGAAAGCGUGUGGUAACUCACUGAUGGACAGAUUAAAGAGUGCGGACUUGAGCGGCAGCAGAUCUAGAAAACGAUCCAGGAGUCGGAGCGGAAGUCGCAGCGACAGACACAAACUUCACAAGAAGCAUAAGAAAAAGAAGAGUUCUCAUCGAAGCAGUUACGACAGCUCGAGUUCGGCACGUUCGCACAGACCUAAGAAGAGCAAGAAGUCAUCGUCGAGGCAUAGAUCUCGUUCGCACAGCCCCUCACAUAGACAUCAACACAACUCACGACGAAGGAACAGCCACACAAGCCACUCGGACUCGAGUUCGCCAUAAGAAGAGUUCGAGAUCUUUACACGACAGAAAUAAAUUUAUAUACGAAGUGUAUAUAGUUAUAUACAUAUAUAUAUAUAUAUAUAUUAUAUAUAUAUAUACAUACAUAAAAUUGCAUACAUAUUUCUUGACUGAACUAUAUAAUGGAUUUAAUACACUUUUGUCAUAAAGUA
Odontomachus brunneus is the source of this 3164-nucleotide messenger RNA. RefSeq names its product splicing factor, suppressor of white-apricot homolog (gene su(w[a])). Bases 889 to 2994 code for a protein of 701 amino acids. Lineage: Eukaryota; Metazoa; Arthropoda; Insecta; Hymenoptera; Formicidae. Gene Ontology annotation, molecular function: RNA binding. The transcript is spliced from 8 exons. The record is from RefSeq and is a predicted model, not a curated record. Gene Ontology annotation, biological process: mRNA 5'-splice site recognition; RNA processing.